ACACACCACACACACCACACACACACACACACACACAGCACACACACACACAUGCAUACACACACACACAUUCACAGCACACACACACAGAGCAACAAGAAUGGUACCACGUCGUGUCGGCAUCUCCACCCGCCUCAACACGGCCUUCGUCGUCAGUGCUGUCCUUGUCACAGCCCAUGUUGGGAUUCUCCUUCUCAGCGCGGACAACAGUGCCGGAGCCGCCGUGUUGGAAGAGGACGAUGCGGGCUCCUUGCACAUCAGCACAAACGAUCCUGCACGCCAGCCCGUGUUCAUGAACGGCAUGGACGUGGCCCACCUCUUCCAGCUCACCCAAGAACAGCAGCGCGCAAUCGCGAAGCAGCGUCGUAUCAACGCCGCACAGGACCAUGCCAUCACCUCCAUAGCCGCCAGGCUGCGUGCGCUUGAGCAGCCGUCAUCCGAAUCCAUGUCUUCCUCAUCGUCAUCCCCUACCACCACCACCACCACGGUACACGACGCCACGUCCUCCACAUCGUCAUCCCCGACCACCACCACCACGGUACACGACGCCACGUCCUCCACAUCGUCAUCCCCGACCACCACCACCACGGUACACGACGCCACGUCCUCCACAUCGUCAUCCCCGACCACCACCACCACGGUGCACGAAGCCACGUCUUCCACAUCGUCAUCCCCUACCACCACGUCUUCCUCAUCGACCUUCUCAGAGUUCCCUAUUCAGCCCACAAGGAACUAAUCAUUCUCCUUGACAUGAAGAGCACCACCACAGGCACGACCACUCUUCGCUUUACCACGUGAACAGCGUGGCAAUGCGACGUACUUGUACUAGCUUAAGGCAACGGCCUUAUUUUUACUGCCUCCCAGACAAUACCGACGCUGUGCACGUCAUUGAGCCUGCAUGCUGCUGAUGCCGUGCGUACGCGCGUUGUUGUGCGUGCGUGUGACCGUACUCACAUCUACUCGCAUCAUGCGCGUGCUUUCUACGUCACAACGCUGCUUCACCAUGUUAUCGCGCUAUUGGCUUUUCUCUUGUCGCUUUGGCACUACUGGCCACACUCUUGCUCAGAUUCGCAC
Salpingoeca rosetta is the source of this 1074-nucleotide messenger RNA. RefSeq lists its product as uncharacterized. The transcript has a single exon. Bases 101 to 736 code for a protein of 211 amino acids. NCBI's taxonomy places the organism in Eukaryota, Choanoflagellata, Craspedida, Salpingoecidae. The record is from RefSeq and is a predicted model, not a curated record.